UUUUCGCUUCAGAAACCAUACGACGGGCAUGCGUAGUGACACUGUGCAUCCCAUGAUACACAUACAUGGUAUAAAGUGAAAAAAUAGUUUAUCUAUAAAUAUCGAAUAUGAGUUCUGAAAAACAAGCAUAUGGACAACCCGAACAUAAUGAGUACGGUCAGCCUCCGUAUAGUCAACCCGGCCAACCUCCUUAUGGACAGCCCGGACCACCACCAUAUGGUCAACCCGGACAACCCCCUUAUGUCCAACCCGGGCAGCCUCCAUAUGGUCAACCUGGACAGCCACCGUACGGUCCACACUGGCAGCCUGGACAACCUCCUUAUGGUCAGCCCGGACAACCACCGUAUGGUCCGCCCGGGCAACCGUAUUCAACACAGCAAGUUGUAAUCAGUCAGCCCGGUCAAACUGGUAUGAUAAUAACACAACCAAGACCACCAGAUUAUAUGAUUCCAUCGAUUCUGGCUUGUUUCUGCUGCUUUUGUCCCACAGGGCUUUGUGCUAUCUAUUAUGCACAUCGUGCAAGCCAACUUGCAAGAGAAGGAGACAUGGCCGAGGCAACUAGAAUGUCAAACAAUGCCAGGAACUUGAUGAUAACUAGUGUCGUUAUUGGCGUGGCCUGGAUCGUUCUCGUCAUCGUAUUGAGACUGGUGGUGUUUGCAACAACAGUGAAAACGUACAACUACUGAUUACAGCACAGCUUUCAGACCUGUCUUUGACGGGAGAACUUUUUUAACUCUUAAAUCCCGUUCACUUUCAUUCAAAAAGUGUUUAACAUUCGUACUGAGAAAAUCAAAUCACUUUAUAAUUAUUUACUCUUAACUGUCUUAAUCGAAAUCUCUAAGAAGUUACAUCAUAUCCAAAGGUCUUUAAUCAAAGGCAGAAGAUGUAAGUGAUUUGGGACAUGUCAAAGACGCUUUGCAACAAAACCGUUACGACAAUUAGAUUGUUUAAUGUUUUUUUUUAUCCAAAUUCAUAUUUCUAUUGAAGGAGUUAAAUAAAAUGCAUAAGGUGGGAUGUUUUAGCAAGUUUGAUAGUUUAUAGAAGGAACAAGAAAGCUUCUAUAGAAAAAGAAUAUGAAUGUUCUGACCAGUUUAGAAUGCCAGACAUUUGUUGAAAGAUUAUGUCAAGUUCUAUCACACAAUAAUUUUGUAAACAAACGUAAGUUAGUAUAAUUUUAAGUUACCUUAAUUUAAGAAGGUACGUAUUAAUUUUUUGCUUUUCAAUGAACACUAUUUUUUUCUUGUUUUCGUAAUAAAGCAUUUGUGACAGAAGCAAUUUGGCAUUUUUGAUAUGAUGUUUGCUUCUUGCAUUUCUUUCUGUGUAUUAUUAACUUAUAUUUCAAGUUCACAUUCUUUCUUUCGCCAGGGUUCUUGGAGCUCAUGAAUCGCAACUAUUAACUGAAACAAAGUCGAUAUGCGACAUGUGUUAUAAUUUUGAUCACUAAGCAUAUUUUGUGCACUGCUGCUUCCUGUCAUCUUUUACGAUAUAAAAUCACAAUACGAAAACUGCUCCUGUGAUUUAAACAUUCACAGCAUUAAAUGUUAUGUUUUUUCUACUCAAAGUGGGUCUUUUAAUCUAGCAGCCUUAUAUUUGAUAAUUAUCUGCCAGUCCCCGGAUUAUUUUUGUCAAGGCAGGAGAACAAAAUAAUUCAGCCGAUAAUGUACUGAAAAUUAUGAUAAUGCAGUAAAUGGCAAAUGAAAUGAAGGAUGAUAUGUAAGGAGUAACUAAUCACUUAAGUAAAAACUCAUUUUUCUUUACCUUUCAUUUCUCUUUUAUAUGUAUUUGUGUGACUUAUAAAUAUGUAGAUAUGUCAUUACCAACAUAGCGUUCUAACAGAGUAAAAAUGUGUAUAAGUGAUGAAUAUAAAGUAAAUAGCCAGGAACUCAAGUUCGUAUAGCAAGAUUUGUUCACUGCAGAUUGAUAUAUAAAAUAUGUUGGUACAUGCUAGUAGAAGUAAACGUGAGGUACGUCCACAAUUGGCAUAUUCUUAUUUGUAACUUAUUGUAACUGUACAGUUAAAAGCUUAAAACAAAAAAAUUAAUAUUUGCCGUUAUAUGAAUAUAUCUAACCUACAAAUUCUGUGAUGUUUCUUUUGAUUGUACUUUGUAUGUGCCUAGAAAAUACAAAAUAUUUAAGAAAA
Mercenaria mercenaria is the source of this 2140-nucleotide messenger RNA. RefSeq lists its product as uncharacterized. Gene Ontology annotation, cellular component: membrane. The record is from RefSeq and is a predicted model, not a curated record. The transcript is spliced from 4 exons. Lineage: Eukaryota; Metazoa; Mollusca; Bivalvia; Venerida; Veneridae. The coding region runs from base 108 to 686 and encodes 192 amino acids.